AUGCAGGAUCAUGACUUCGUCGGCUCCCAGUGGGUUGACAUGGGAGUAUAUGCGGCACCUCACCACCAUCCUCUGAAUGACUUUACUGGUUUUCAAUAUGGAUCCUCGCCUAUCAUGCCAAUUGAGCCUUCUUACAGCAUGUCUAUGCCUCAGCCGUAUACCGCGCAGCACUUGAUUCCGCUCACGAUGUCAUCGCAAUGGCCGAGCAUGUUAUCUACUCAGCCUGGCUUUGCGCCAAUGCCAGUUGCGCCAAUGCCAAUGACUCCCAUCGCGCCUCCAUUGCAACAUGUCCAAACGCCUCAGAUAUCGACGCCACCUACCCCGCGAAGAACCUUGACUGAUGCAGAGCGCCGACGCAUGUGCUUGUAUCAUCAGGAAAAUCCUCAUGUCAAACAGACAGAGAUUGGAGCUAUGUUUGGUGUUGAACGAAGUACCGUUUCCAAAGUUCUCCGCCAAAAGGAGAAGUACCUCUUCCCUGAUGAUGGACGCCGGUCACCCGUUAAAAAGGCGAAAGGGAAGUUUCCAGAUAUCGAAAGGGCUCUGUCAAACUGGGUGAAGAACCACCAGCGACAGGGUGGAGAGAUCAAUGAUGCCUUAAUCAGGGAGAAAGCGAUAUUUUUUGCCAGCACUGUUGGCAGUCCCGAGGGCCACGAGAAGAUCUUGACCGCAAGCUGGCUGGAGAAGUUCAAGCAAAAGAAUUACCUGAUUGACUCCCCAGGCAGGAAAUCCUCUGUCGAUACAAAUAGUAGUCCAAGGAAAAGGUCUACUAUUCGGUCACCCACGCAACUUUCUCCCAUUUCCCCUACCCUAACCACGACACCUUCCCCAAUAUCUCCGAAGCAACCUGGAUCUGGACACGAGGGCGAACUCGUCAGCGAGUUUGGUGACGAUGCCUUUAACAUGUCACUCCCUCAAGAGAACACGCCUGUUGUAACGCCUACCCUCACCAGGGCUACAAGUGAAUCAACCAUAAUCUUUUCCUCUCAGAAUCCUUUUGCACCAUCCGAACAUACAGGCCUAGGUGUAGAGUCGAAGCGACGGCGAAGUCAAACACUGCCCGUAAUGACUUCGGGAUCUUCCUUGGUUAAGGAUGAAUCCCCAGAAAUCUUGUCACCUACAAACCUCUUCUCUCAGCCGGGCGUCAUCGAGGAGGAGUCAACCGAAUUCGCGGACGCACCUGCAAUGAAACGAAACCGCAGCAAUCCAGAAAUUAUCACAAACAUAACCCCUAUGCAACCACCGCCACUUCCAAAAUCCAAAAGCAUAUCAUCUCCUGUUUCCUCUCCCAACUCUCCGACCCAGGACGAAGCGCGCCAGGCCUUGGAGUUGGUCCUAAACUAUUUCCAAAGCCAAUCAAUGGAGCUGGCAGUCUCGGAUUAUCAGAUUAUUGGGAAACUUAUGGAGAAACUCAAACUCUCACAAGGUCAACCCUACAUACAACCGAUGAAGUCCACUUCUCGAGGCAAAUCUCACAUCGAUAGACCUCGCGUGAGUAAGAAGAGAAGCAUCCAUACACUAUAG
This is a messenger RNA of Arthroderma uncinatum, 1521 nucleotides long. RefSeq lists its product as uncharacterized. Gene Ontology annotation, molecular function: DNA binding. NCBI's taxonomy places the organism in Eukaryota, Fungi, Ascomycota, Eurotiomycetes, Onygenales, Arthrodermataceae. Bases 1 to 1521 code for a protein of 506 amino acids. The transcript is spliced from 3 exons. Gene Ontology annotation, cellular component: nucleus. The record is from RefSeq and is a predicted model, not a curated record.